Messenger RNA from Didymodactylos carnosus, 5130 nucleotides. Lineage: Eukaryota; Metazoa; Rotifera; Eurotatoria; Philodinida; Philodinidae. The record is from the annotation of a GenBank genome assembly.
AUGGACAAAAAUCAUUAUUCACAGACACGAACGACGGCGAAUGAAAGUAUCGAUGAAUUAGUACAAAUUGUUCAAAGUCAUAUUUACAAUACAAAUCAUCCAACACUCGAUUUUGUUACAGCAUCAUCACCUCUGUUUAGGCACCCUAAUUUACAAUCAGAUGUUACACAGUAUACUUCACUUAUGGAGACAUCAGCUGCCAAGCAACAGCAACAUGGAGAUGAACAACGAAAUGAUUUUAUAGAAAAUAAUAGUAAAACGAAUGAUUUAUCUACUCAGCAUCACUAUCAAAAUAUUCAACAAAUAUUAGAUCAAUCAUUUUCGCCAUCUCCUACGAUAGCAUCUUAUGAUGUUGAUGCUAUUGUUGAUGCUAACAUUAUAAAUCCAUCACACAAAGAAAUAUUUAAUUCUAAACAUGAUGUUUUCGAACAAAAAGCGAAAAACGAUAAUUUCUUAACAACAACGUAUGAUACACCACCUCAAGUAAUAGCGUCUCCGAUAGUUAAAACGAAUUUAACAACAACUACAUAUACCGAUCGACAAAGCACAUCAUCGCACAAAUUACCGUCAGUUGAUAAAGUACUUGAACAACCAGUCAAGUUACAAAAAAAUGUUGAAGCAAAACGAUAUAAAACCAAAGAUGGUGAAAUUGUGAACAGUAUCGAACCUUUGGCUGUUAUUGAGGGUACAGAAGAAUACAAAAUACACAUUGAUGAAAAAGAAAAUCAACUUAAGCGAACAUCAGAACCUCAUAAGUCGACAAUUAUUAAAAUUGGACAUGCUACCGAUCUUGAUCAAGCAGCUGCAGCUAGUCGAAAAUCAUCACGAAAAUUGAAUGAUGAUCAUCAAGCUAUUCAAGAUCUCACGAAGGCUAUACAAGAUCGACAACGGUCUAAGGAUGAAAUUGUAUCAACAACUACCACCACACCUAUCAUCUCAUCAACCGCUGAAACAUCAAAAGAACAUCUGAUCCGUUUACCAUCGAAAGAUGACAAUACUAGUAUUGAAAGAAAAUUAUCGAUAUCAAACGCUUUACCAGCUACGAGCAUUCUAAAUGAUAAAACAAAUUUUCCGACAUUUGGAAAUGAGUAUAUCGUCAUUGAUGCGUUGAUAAAUAAUCCUCUGACCAUUGUUGAUCAACAACGAGAAAAAACAAAUUUCUUUAAUAAUCGAAUUCGCGAAAUUGAAACAAAUCUGAGAAAUCCCGAUUACAUUGCUUCACUAAAACAGUCUCAAAGUAACGUCAGCAUAUCGAAAAAAACAAAAGCUAAACCAAAAAAAGAACCAAAGAAAAAACAAGAAAAAGUUGACAAGAAAAAAUCUUCAAAAAAACCAAAAGAGACACCAGUUGAAGAAUUUGAUGCUGUGCAACACAUGACUGUAACACCUGUUCGUGCACCGGUUACUCUUAAAAAAACCUAUCAAUCGUUGCCAGAACAUACACCAUCAUCUUCGACUCAACCAAAUGUAAAUUUGUCUAGUUUACCAUUAACAACAACACCGUCAUCAAUGAGUGAUGAUGGACAUGUCACAACAAUUAGCGCCACACUCAUUUCAUCUCCUCCUCCCACUGCUAUUGAUUUGCCAGUAACAGUUGGUGUUGACGAAAAAGCACCGUUAUUAGAUCCGAAAGAGAAGAAAAAACUUGAUAAAGAAAAGAAACAACGCCACGAAGAGGAGAAAAAACGACAAAAGGAAGCGGAAAAGGCUGAAAAAAACAAAAAGAAAUUAGCAGAUAAACAAAAAAAGUCAAAAAAAUUGGCGACUGAAGAUCGAAAGGAUUCUAGAUCAAUCGACGCUGCUGUUAGUCAUCCAAUAAGCUCACGUUCAUCCGAUUCAUAUAUCAUAAAACAGGUCUCGACAACGGAUCAAUCAGUUGGUGGUAUGUUGGUGCAACCAACUGAAAAACGCGACGGUGAAGCAGUCGAUUUCUUAAUAAAAAUUGUCCAGGAAAUGUUUCUUCAUGGUGCAGCAGUUCUCACCGCAUCGUCAUCAUCUUCACCAACAACAAAACCUCCGAGUCAUACAGCCGUUCCCGAAUUAGUACCUCAGCAUCAUCAGUUAUCACGAGCUAGUGCACAAACAGAGGAUUAUAGAUACAUUGACGAGCGAGGCGUACUUGUAAGAGACUAUGAAUAUAAACCAUUAUUGUAUAAUGAACAAGGAAGGGCAGAUACUCAAUAUAUUCGUUAUACCGACAAUCAAGAACCCUCUCUGGGAGCUUAUGGAGGUUUAACUACCGAAAUUAUAAGACAGAAACCAUUUUUAUCUCAUAUCGAUGAUGAUGAUCAGUAUAUUCGGCCCAUUGACGAACUUGGACAACAUACUAAGCAGUUUUCGCCAAGAGAUGUUUCAGAAGAAACAUCUCUACAUGAGAUAGUUCGAAAACAACCGCCAACUACAGAUUAUACUCAAUUUGUUGAUGAACAAGGCAGAUCGCUGCGACACCAUGAGCCAUCGUAUUCUUAUGAAUACAGUGCGCGGGCUGAUGGGUCAACGUAUCAAAAUGAGAAAACUAAAACAACUAUUUCAACACCAACACCUCAUCAAGUUGAUAAUCGUACAGAUCAACGAAGAAUUAUCAAUGAUUACGUAGACGAUCGUGGUAGAAAAUUUAUUCCUAAAGUAGAAGAAAAACGAUGGGAAGGUGACAAAAUAGUGCCAACAACUAUAAAACGUGAAGACAUUGAAUUGCUAGAUAAACGUAUUCCUCAACUGAGUGAACAACAAAAUAUAUCUAUGCCAAUCAAACGAAACUCGAUAUCACGGCCGGAACGAAUGCAGGAGUAUACUCAACAGAAUAAUAAUAUUGAACUUGCGUGGUUACCGUUGAAUUAUGCUGAACAAAUGCCAAUAGGUUACGAAACAGAUUCAACGAUUAGUGAACGAUCAUUUGCUCCGCCACAUAUUUCAGCUGUUCCUUCGUCUCGACAAACAUAUACCCGUACAUAUUACCAACCAACAACGUAUAUAGAGUCUCGAUACAUGGAUCCAUAUUAUCGUCGAUUGUAUUCGAUGAAACCCGUCGAUUACUACGGUUCGUAUUACACGAGACCACCGUACACUGUUCAUCGUUCUGGACCAUUAUAUCAUGGUAGAAGCAUCUUACCAGAAUACGGCACUUCGACACGUAAUUACAUUGAAGUAUUUCGUGAUGGUGACACAAAACCUAGUGAAGUCUAUUCACUACCGCUAUUGUCAUCGUUAAUGAACGAACCUCCAUUACCAUCGUCGGUAAACAAUGAUCAUCAUUCACGUUAUGAUCAACAUCAUGGGAAAAAAUACUCGACUGCUCAACGUUUUCAUACAGGAAGAGGAGGUGAUCAUUACUGCUCAUCUACGUUACCAUCAUCGUCAGCAACAACAAAUAACCUCCGCUAUACAUCAUUACCAAGUUCUCGUUAUAAAAAUCGUUACAUGCCGAUACAUUACACAGAUUAUAAUAAACGAUAUGUUCCAUCUUACUUCCCGUCUUAUCCCGUUGAACAACGUUAUUCUUUGGGCAGAUGUUCUUGUAAUGAUAGAGAAGGUGGAUUCAUAACUCCACUCUAUACACCAACUUAUAAGCAACAUCAACGAUAUCCUGUUGAGAAUAAUCAUACUGAGAAUUAUUUAAGACAGUCUAAAAGUGCUACGUUUGACUAUAGACCGCUACGAAGUAAACUACAACGUGAACAUAAAAUAACACCUUCAUUGCUUGUUGACGAAAAAUGGGAUACUCAACCACAACAGUAUGAACAAGAAAUAUCUCAUUAUCGAUCGCCAAAUAAUAAUAGUAACAAAUAUUACACGACAGAUAAACCUCUAACUCAUAAAACUGAAACUUAUAAAACUGUAAACCCCUAUAGAAGGAGUACGGAUGAUGAGAAUAUUCAUUAUCGUUCUCAACAACAACAUUCGACUGAAUUAGCACAAAAUCGAGAUCACAGUAUGUCAUCUCCAGAUGAAGUAUUCAGUAGUACACCUUUAUCAUCGACGACAACGGGAGGAGAAAAAAGCUUUAUUUCAGGUGGUGAACACCAUGAAGAGACAAUAAUAAAUAAAGAUAUAAAUCCCAAUUCGUCGAAUAAUAAACCUUUCAAAGAAUAUCAUCAAUAUACAGUAGAAAAGACAUUACCCACAUGGCAAGUGGGACAACCCCGAAACGAUAUUGAUCCAAAAAUUACCGAUGAUCAUAUUUGGAAAAGUAAUCAAGAUAUUGAUAUUGGCAUAAAAUCCAAACAGACAACACCAAAAUUAGUUAAUGGUCAAACAGAUGCAGCAAAAAAUUUUAGAAUAUUAGAUAAUUCCCAGAAUUCAAGUUAUGAAAGUUCAAGAACAUUAACGAAUCGAGCAAGCUCUUAUAUUCAAAAAGCGCUUGCAUUAUACACAUUUCAUGCUCAAUCAAACAGAGAAUUGCCAUUUAAAAAAGGUGAUAUUAUUUCUGUUACUCGUCGAAUCAAUCAGGAUUGGUUGGAAGGUGAACAUAAUGGUAAUUUUGGAAUAUUUCCAUUCAACCAUGUUGAAUUAUAUCCGUACAGUGAAGAUAACAACACAAUAAAAGCAAACUCACAAAUCAAUAAUUUAGACGGUGAAGCAAUUGUAAAACAUGAUUUUAUUCCUCAGAAUACGUUUGAAUUACAAUUGAGAAAAGGUGAACGGGUCAUUUUAUUAAAACGAUUAGAUGAAAACUGGUAUGAAGGACGAUUAAAUAACGUUGAAGGCAUAUUUCCAUCAUCUUACGUUGAAACACUAAAAGAACCAAUUAAUCGAUCAGAAGGACAAACUAGAACAUCUAAUAAGCCUCACAAAAUAAAUGAAAAAACAGAGAAAAGUAUACCACAACAUACAAAUGAUAGUAAACCAUCACGAAAUGCGAGUAAGCAACAACAACAACAACGACGAACGAUGAUUCAACAACCAUCAAUUGAAAAAAUUCACUUGCCAUCUGCACAAAAUACCUUCAAAAAAUGUCAAGUGUUGUAUGACUACAUACCUCAACAUCCAGAUGAAUUAGAAAUUCAUGUUGGAGAUAUUGUGAAUAUUGUAGAAAUGUGUAAUGAUGGAUGGUAUGUUGGAACAAUCGAUAGUAAUGGAAAAACAUUACAAUUUGGUACAUUUCCGGGAAACUAUGUAAAACCUAUCAAGUAG